AUGGGUAGAAAACAAAAAACAACAAAUCAAAUUCUUACAUCAAAUUUAAUCCCAACAGAAACACAAAAAAUAGCUCGUGUUUUAGGUAGUCGCGGUAAAAAUCUUCAUGAAGUCCAAUAUUAUGAUGGUACCGUUACUUUAUGCAUCUUACCACCAAAAUUUCGUAGUCUAGUUUGGGUGAAGCGUGGAAGUUAUGUUAUUAUAGAACCCUUAGAACCCGAUAAAGUUAAAAAAAUAGGUGGAGAAAUUGUCCAUAUACUGUUUCCAGAGCACGUAAAACAUUUAAAAUCAGAAGGAAUAUGGCCUAAAGAAUUUGAAAAUCAAGAGAUUCCAAAUCAAACCAGGCUUUCCGGUGAUGACUCGGAUGACCAAAUUUUUGUAAAUACAAAUCGCAUAAGAGAUGCAGAAGACGAUAAUGAUAAUUCUUCAAGUGACGAAGAAUGA
Molecule: messenger RNA, 444 nt
Organism: Dentiscutata heterogama
Lineage: Eukaryota; Fungi; Glomeromycota; Glomeromycetes; Diversisporales; Gigasporaceae
Source: the annotation of a GenBank genome assembly